CAAGCACAAGUGAAUCGCUCGAACGUAUGGAAGGACUCUCGAUCUCAGCAAUGAGCGUUGGCCGCCGAGCGCUCUCGUCCCAAGGGCCCGCCCUCGCUCGGAGCCGCCAGCUCGAAGCCUCCAAGUACAAGCUCGCCGACGGCUGCUGCUUGAGCGACGACAAUAACGAAGCCGACGAGCACAAGUACCCGGAGCCGACGCGCAUGUACCGGCCCAAAGAGUGGACGCCCGAGGUCGAGGAAGCGUUUCGCAUCCAGCAGACUGGGUGGCGGGACAUUAGCGACUACAAGGCCAAGUACGGCGAGCCCGAACGCUGGGAGAACGGCUUCAUUCGGUGUACGCGCGUCAAGGCGAGUGGUUACUACACCUAUUGGCGCCAGUUUCGCGAGUGCGACGACAAGUACUUGAACAAGGUCAAGGUGUACGAGUAUAACUAGCAUUCCAUUGUGUAGACGCGUAAUUGUCAUCUGCU
Molecule: messenger RNA, 472 nt
Organism: Saprolegnia diclina VS20
Lineage: Eukaryota; Oomycota; Saprolegniomycetes; Saprolegniales; Saprolegniaceae
Exons: 4
Coding region: 27-437 (136 amino acids)
Cellular component (GO): nucleus
Source: RefSeq, a predicted model, not a curated record